Molecule: messenger RNA, 3444 nt
Organism: Cladocopium goreaui
Lineage: Eukaryota; Dinophyceae; Suessiales; Symbiodiniaceae
Source: the annotation of a GenBank genome assembly
AUGGUGUCUGAUGCACCAGAGGUUGAGACAAUUGAAAUUGAUGAUGAGUGUGUGGAUGAUGCGUCCCAGUUCGCAAAGGAGUGGCUGGCCAAAAUGAGAACCAUUCUUCAGAACUAUCCAGCUGGCCCAGGAAGCUACUUGGAAGACAAAAUGAAGACGGCAGCAGACAAGGCUCGUUUCGCUACUUGGCUGCUGGAAACAUGGCCUGAAAGACCAGAUAUCUGCUAUCACCACGACCAAGUAGUUCCCAGUGUGCUGGAAGAUGAAUUGGCCCAGUCGCCACCACUUGCUAUCCAUGUGUCGUCCUUCAGCUGGACCGAUGGCUGUGGGGUGAAACCUGCUCCAGGACGUGAUUUGGCUUUGGGCCUCAUGGCAAUGUACCUCAAGGAUGGCUUCAUAACCAGCGGAGAUGUGAUUCUGAUGGCUCAGCCAUUGGCAGUUGAGAAGGCAGCUGGUCUUCCCAGCCUUUGGGGAUCUGAAGAGUCAGCACUUAAGCCUUUUAGCCUGGGAUAUUUGAAAGGACGUGCUCGACUUACCAGUCUCUUCGCUCUUCUUUUGUCAGUCUUUGAAGAAGAGGUCUCCUUGGAUGACUUGAAAAGCUUCUGCCCGAAGUUAUUCGAUUCCGUCUCAGUCAUUUGGGUUCAGCAUAUGCGGCAAAACAGCAAGGAAGAUGAGGUCUUGUGCAACCUGAAGUUGAGCACGAGAGGAUCCCUUAGAAAGGCAGCCAACCUCAUCCAAAUUGCCUUCAUGGUCAGACGUCUGUUGGCUUCAGGAGGCACCGACUACACUACUUUCCUGCGAAAGUACAACCAGCAGUCUGUUGCGGCUCACCAACUUCGCGGUCGCAAGCAAACUGCACUGAAGCUCCUCUUCGAAAGCGACGUGCUGGAUGAGAUCCUCAACCAUGUUGGAACUCUUGGAUGGGAGAAUUGUGCUUGGACUGAGGAGAAUUUGGCUUCAAAACGUCUCUUCCCAGGACACGUUUUCCCAGCCAAGAACAGGAAGUGGCAACAGAGAUUGAGAGUCAGCGACAGGUCCUUGAGAAUUAUGGUUCUCAGGAUUCAUUGGGAGCAGGAGCACCAGUCUUGUGAGAAGUGCAGCCAGAAGAAGCCGGAUGACAGAGCUUGUGAGCUACUGGCUGAAAAAGCAGCUUGCCUCGUUUCCUUAGCAGAUGAGUUUUGCUCUGAGCAUCCCAUCACCAUGGAGACAGUCCAGAAGAAGAUACUGGAUGAGUGGUCCUCUGGAUGCAAGCGCAUUGACAUGGAGCUGGCCGCGCAGUUACUGGAGAAGUCCGAAUCCUUUGCCAUUGCGACCCACAUGCCUUGUUUCAAGGCUUUGCUGGAGGGAUCUCUUUUUCGUGCGCCGGUGUCUUCUUCCCAAGAGGUGGAAAUGCGAGACAAGCUGAAGAGAGAUGAGUUCGACCAUGUUGUGAAGAAAAUGGACUAUGACAUCAAGGUCUUCGAAAUUUGGCAAUCGAAGGUCGCAUCAGUGGCAAUGGCUCGCCAGCAUGCGAAGCAGGAACAUGUCGUUUCUGAACACAGGAAAAUCGUGGAAUCAGUGGAAGCCUAUCUUGAUGGUUGUGUUCGCUUCCUGUGCUGGGAAGGAGUCAACAAGGGAAGUGAUAGCAUCGUUCCACAGGUCCUCUCAUUUCGCAUGGAAAUUGUGAGAAAGCUACGCAACCAAAACACAGCUGGUGCAGCUGCAGAUGUUCCUACCUUGGUCCUCAUGAAUUGGACCGCACCCUGUCUGUUUCCAGCUGGACGGCAGAAUGAUCACAUCAACUGCCUUGCGUGGGCGUUGCACGACAAUACCAACUCGGCUGCAAUCAUUUUCGCACCUACCUUUUCGUACCAGAAAGGAAAAACAUUCCUGGAGGAAAAUGCGUGCAUGCAGCUGCUGGCACAAGGAGGGCACAACUUGGACCAUCAGUUCAGCGUCUUAUUUUCUGACAGAUGCGAUCAGAGAGACAGCCGACCUCUGCUUUACCCUGCUCGUUGGGCCUUCACAGGUCAUGUGGUUGACCUUGGAAAGACAAAUGCCUUCUUUCAGUCGGAGCUUCGCAAGGCUGGGCGAACUGAUCCUUGCAAGCAAAUGGCCGCCAAGGACUUGAAGGAAAUGGAAGACAUGGCUGAUGACAGCCUCCCAAGCACAACUUCAAGCAAUCACAUCUCUGGAGCAGCCAAGCAUUGUCAGUUUGGCCGUCCUGCUGCAGAAGAGGUCUUUCGCAAGGCCUUCAACCAAGUUGACCUGGAGAAAUUUCCAGCUGUGCUGAUCGUGGACCUCUUCCCCCGAGUUGGUGAUUUUGCAGGUGCUUUUUGCCGCCUCCGGACCCAAUUGAAUGCUGGGACCAGCUUGUUCUACAUUGGUGUCGGAGAGAAGGCCAAAGAAUUGGAAUGGCUUCGCGCGACUUUGCUCGAAGAGUUGGUGGAGAAAGUGAAGCUGGAAGGCUUUCAAAUUCCUGGUGCUCAGCCAUUUCAGAAAGAAGUCAACCCAGACCUCCUGGAUGCACUUCCCGCAAUUCCAAUUACCAAUCUUCUUGUUGUGAAAGGUGAAGGUGAAGAUCGAAGUCUGGUGCUGCCAAAGCACUUGAUGCUGAAGUGGCGUUCUGAUGAAGAUUUCGGCGAUGAAUUUUCCAAGUGGCUUGACGCAUUUUUGGAAAAGUAUUCAGUGAGUGAAGAUGCAGACAAUUCUUCACCCAACAACAAGAGACAAAACAGUGAAGAAAAAACAUCGGAGGCUGAACCGAGCCCAAAAAGGUGUCGAGUGGAGGAAGUGCCUGCAGAAUGCUUGCUUCCUUGUGACAAAAUUGCAGAGACGCUUCUAUUUGAGACGAAGCUUGGAGGAAAAGAUACCAUUGGAUUCCAGAUCCGCACCAACCACCAGCUCUAUUUGGUCAACCAGACCUCCCAUGAGCUCAGUCUCAAAGCAAUGUCGCCUUUGGUUGGAUUUGGCAGGGGAUCGUUCAAGUUGUUCAAGGAAGGUGACACACUACCUGAGAAAGCUUUGCUUUUUCACAUUGCUUCCUCAGAUGCCUUGGUUUGCCUCAACGGUGCUGCGCAGACAAUUUCAGAAGUGCUAUUCAACCAAAGAAAAAUCAAGCCUGAGGCUACUGUCUGCUACCACAAGGCUACACCUUCUGGGCAAAAAACUGAUGGCCAGACAUUGUUUGACUUCAAGUUGACCCACAAAAUUUGCUUUGUGCCGCCGACGAAACGAGAUGGAGCAGAUGAAGGAGCAGUAAAACCCGGCAAAGAAGAGACUAUAUCCUUCACCAACAUCGCCUCACGCGAAACAGCUGGUACUUUUUGUGAUUUGCAAUGCGCAAGUCUGAUUUGGCAUGUGCGCUGGACAGUCAAGGGGCUGCAGCCGCUGAAGCCCAUGAUCCAUUUAACCAAAAAGCUUUGCCUUGCUGCAGGUCAGUGCUGCAAACUCAAUAAGCAAUGA